AUGGCUUCGGAGGUGGCCGAGCUGGAGUUGCACUUGGUGCAGGACGUCGAACUGACCCGGUGCAUGCGUCUGCGCGUCGAGAGCCUCCAGCAGAGGAAUGAGAAACCACAAGACGGGGAGAAGCUGCUGCAAGCCAACGAGUUCGUCUACCGGCUAGACUUCUCCCGCCAGCACGGCCUCCGCUUCCUGCGCUGGAACGUGGUCCUGGAGAAGCCCGGCAAGGUCACCAUCAUCGGCACCUCCCAGCAUUGGACGCCGGACCUCACCAAUCUCAUGCGCAGGCAGCUUCUGGAGCCUGUGGCCGUCUUCUGGAAGAAGGCGGGCGCCCAGGAGGUCGAUUGGAACGAGGCUGAUGCUCUGGAGUUCGGGGAGAGGCUGGUGGAGCUGGCCAGGAUCCGGAAAGUCAUGUAUUUCCUCCUGGCGUACACAGACGGCCUGGAACCAGCCCAGCUCAAGUGCUCAGUCGUGUUCAAAGUCUGA
This is a messenger RNA of Podarcis lilfordi (Lilford's wall lizard), 480 nucleotides long. The record is from the annotation of a GenBank genome assembly. NCBI's taxonomy places the organism in Eukaryota, Metazoa, Chordata, Lepidosauria, Squamata, Lacertidae.